AUGACUAAAGUUUCUCUUUUCUUCUCCUUCUCUUUCCUCUUCCUGUUAGCUACUUAUAUUCAAUGCUAUGAGGCCAAAGGUUUCAAUUCAUUAAGCAGGGAAGAAUUCUUGUUGUCUACACUAAGAUACACAAAUGUUGCAGAUGAUAUUGACACGACGCAACUUGUAUCAAGCUCGAAUAUCCCCACGUAUAUUGGCCCUCAAGAUGGACUCAAGGAGAGUGACAAGAUCGAAACCUUACCUGGACAAUCCAACGGAGUAUAUUUCACUCAAUAUGCAGGACAUGUUAGUGUAAAUCCAGUUACAGGGAAGGCUUUGUUUUAUUACUUCACAGAAUCUCCCCAAAAUCCUUCUUCUAAACCCCUUGUUCUGUGGCUUAAUGGAGGACCAGGUUGUUCUUCGCUUGGUGGGGGAGCAUUCGGGGAACUUGGGCCAUUUAGACCUGCCAAAGAUGGUAAAACUCUUAACGAUAAUCCAUAUGCAUGGAAUAACGUUGCGAAUAUAAUUUUUCUUGAAUCACCUAUUGGAGUUGGAUUCUCGUACUCAAAUACAAGCUCAGAUUAUGACAAUGUAGGAGACGACAGCACAGCGCAGGAUUCGUAUACAUUUCUAGUUAACUGGCUCGAGAGAUUUCCAGAAUACAAAACUAGGGAUUUCUACAUUACAGGAGAGAGUUAUGCUGGACACUAUAUUCCCCAGCUGGUUCAGCUUAUAGUACACAACAACCAGCGCACAAACCAAUCAAGAAUCAAUCUCAAAGGCAUUGCUAUCGGAAAUGCAUAUGUGGACUAUGAAGCAAAUUUGCAGGGAAUAGCGGACUACUCUUGGAGUCAUGCUUUGAUUUCCGAUGAACUAUAUAAGAACAUCUUAACAACCUGCAAUUUCUCUACUCCCAGUGCUACGUCAGAAAAAUGCUUUGAUUUAAUUAUCCGUCAAAGGAAUGAAGAAUCUGGAAACAUUUAUCCGUACGACAUCUACGCUCCGUUAUGCGGUUCUGGCACGCCCUCGUAUUCUAUCUCUGGAUAUGAUCCGUGCACUGCAGAUUAUACGUACACGUACUUAAACACUCUUCAGGUUCAGUCUGCUCUUCAUGCAAACAUAACUGCCACUGCUCAUCCAUGGAGGAAGUGCAACUUCACACUUGGUGCCGGCUGGAAAGCGCCGCCAACUGUUUUACCGGUCAUAACAGAGUUGAUGGGAACUGGUAUUCGCAUCUGGCUGUACAGUGGAGAUACAGACAUCGUAGUGCCAAUAACAGGAACACGACAUGCCUUAUACAAACUUGGGGUAACAGUUAAAACUCCUUGGUAUCCUUGGUAUCUCUCAGAAGAAUACGAGGUUGGUGGAUAUGUAGAGGAAUAUGAAAACAUAACGUUGGUGACAAUACGAGGAGCGGGGCAUUUUGUUCCCAGUUAUCAGCCAGCUCGGGCACUCGUGCUCUUCUCUUCCUUCAUUAAUGGAACGCUUCCCCCACAAAACACUAAAACAAUGGCUGAAGUCUCUCUUUUCUUCACCUUCUCUUUCCUCUUCCUGUUAGCUACUUGUAUUCAUUGCUAUGAGGCCAAAGGUGUCAGUUCAUUAAGCAGGGAAGAUUUCUUGUUUUCUAGGCUAAGAUACACAAAUGUUGUAGAUAAUAUUGAUAAGACACAGCUUGUAUCAAGUUCGAAUAUCCCUGUGUAUAUUGGUCCUCAAGAUGGGCUCAAGGAGAGUGACAUGAUCGAGACCUUGCCUGGGCAAUCCAAUGGCGUAAAUUUUGCUCAAUAUGCUGGACAUGUUACUGUAGAUCCAGUUACUGGGAAGGCUUUGUUUUAUUACUUCACAGAAUCUCCUCAAAACCCUUCUUCUAAACCCCUUGUUUUGUGGCUUAAUGGAGGACCAGGUUGUUCUUCGCUUGGAGGAGGAGCAUUCGGGGAACUUGGACCAUUUAGACCUGCCAAAGAUGGUAAAUCUCUUAACAGUAAUCCAUAUGCAUGGAAUAACGCUGCAAAUAUAAUCUUUCUCGAAUCACCUAUUGGAGUUGGAUUCUCGUACUCAAAUACAAGCUCGGACUAUGACAACGUUGGGGACGAAAGCACAGCCCAGGAUUCGUAUACAUUUCUAGUUAACUGGCUCGAAAGGUUUCCAGAAUACAAAACUAGGGAUUUCUACAUUACAGGAGAGAGUUACGCUGGACACUAUAUUCCCCAGUUAGCUCAGCUUAUAUUGCACAACAACCAGCGCACAAACCAGUCAAUAAUCAAUCUCAAAGGCAUUGCUAUCGGAAAUGCAUAUGUGGACUAUGAAGCAAAUUUGCAGGGACUAGCGGACUACUAUUGGAGUCAUGCUUUGAUUUCCGAUGAACUAUAUAAGAACAUCUUAUCAACCUGCAAUUUCUCUAUUCCCAGUGCCACGUCAGACGAAUGCUUAGAUUUAGUUUACGGUCAAAUUAGAGAUGAAUCUGGAAAUAUUUACUCGUACGACAUCUACGCUCCGUUAUGCGGUUCUGACACAACCUCGUAUUCUAUCUCUGGAUAUGAUCCUUGCACUGGAGAUUAUACGUACACCUACUUAAACACCCUUCAAGUUCAGGCUGCUCUUCAUGCAAACAUAACUGCCACUGCUCAUCCAUGGGACAAGUGCAACCUCACACUUAAUGGCGCCUGGAAAGUUCCGCCAACUGUUUUACCCGUCAUAUCAGAGUUGAUGGGAAGCGGUAUUCGUAUUUGGCUUUAUAGUGGAGAUACAGACAACGCAGUACCAAUAACAGACACACGGUAUGCCUUGUACAAACUUGGAGUAACAGUUAAAACUCCUUGGUACCCUUGGUAUCUCCCAGGAUACGAGGUUGGUGGAUAUGUAGAGGAAUAUGAGAACAUAACGUUGGUGACAGUACGAGGAUCAGGGCAUUUUGUUCCCAGUUAUCAGCCAGCCCGGGCACUUGUGCUCUUCUCUUCCUUCAUCAAUGGAACACUUCCCCCCAAUGACACUACACACUAGCCAGCUAGUUAACUAAUUGUACUCCAUUUAUCUCGUCACUUUUUCGUUUUACACCAUAAAAUAAAUUGGGUCGAAAAUAAAUUUAAAUAAUAUUUUUUUAAA
Molecule: messenger RNA, 3078 nt
Organism: Ipomoea triloba (trilobed morning glory)
Lineage: Eukaryota; Viridiplantae; Streptophyta; Magnoliopsida; Solanales; Convolvulaceae
Exons: 16
Coding region: 1-2976 (991 amino acids)
Biological process (GO): proteolysis
Cellular component (GO): vacuole
Molecular function (GO): serine-type carboxypeptidase activity
Source: RefSeq, a predicted model, not a curated record